CUUCUGUCAUUUUAGCUGGCCUUGAUUUUGAUAUAUGAAUUUCAACUAUAACGGCAAUAAAGAAAGUAUGAAGUAAUAUAGUUCUCUAGAAAUAUAGUCUAGUAAUAUCUAUUUUAAUCAUAAAAAUGAAAGUGAUCAAAUAUCUCUCUACCCGUAUUGCAAUUGCAUUUAUUCUUCCAAUAUUUUUUUAAAUUCCUAAUCCUGUGUAUUUCUCAACAAACAAGUAAUAAAUAGCUUAUUCUAUAACACAAACAAUAUUUAGUAGCUGAAGAUUCCGGGGAGAAAAAAACUCUAACUGGCAUCUAAUUUGACUCAUCGCAAACUGGACCUGAAUUGCUGUAGUGAAGGGAACGACAAUUUUACGCUCUUCACAAUUUUGAUAAGACAAACACAUACAAAACAAGAAAACAUGACUUUCUGCAUGACAGCCUUGAAAAACUGACAAUUGAACAUGUGUAGAGCAUAAAAUCUCUGCCUCAAAAAAUGUAUUAAACUGAUGUUUUGAAACACGUUACAGGUCAAAUAAAUACUGCACCUUCUGCAAUUUGAAAAUUUCGAUGUUUUACCUAGCCUCGCUUGUAUCUUGAUCACUCAUCUUAUCAAUAACAGUUAUAAUUAAUUUUGUUUAUGAAAUAAAUACAUUUCUGACAUAGUUUUUAUUUAUUUAUUUUGUUUUAAAGCCUUCCAUUGCCUCAUCAUUGCAGGAAUAUAACAUUGAUUUGCUGAAGUUUUAAAUGCUCUGUAAAAGUAAAAACAAAAAUCGGUCAACAUGAGAUUAUACUCUGGAUGGGCACAAAAAGACAGAAAUUAACAGUUAAAUAUUCUCUUACAGGAUAGCACGUUAAAAUGUGUCCUCCAAUGGGCUUUGAAUAGUAGGUCACAGUUCCACCUUAAAAUGUGGACGUAACCGUAAACACUACAGGGAAGGUCUCUGGUCUCCUUCCCUCCACCCUCUCUCUCUCUCCCUCCAGCGGCGAAACUCUUCAGUGAAAUUGUGGCGUGUAUGUGCAUGUGUGUGACUACUAAUAAGUUGUUGUGUUGUUGAGGGAAAUGAGAAGAGUCCGGCGUAUAGGCUGCUGCUCCCCAGUUUGUGUGUAGCCGACGUCCAUUGGCGUUUAAAGGACCUGUUUCGACUUCACCACUUGCAAGUUAUUAUUAAACUCGUGUCAUGACAUCGGAGGGGAAUCAUGCAGACACCCUUCAGGACCCUCUGCUCAUUCAGGAGAAUGAGGAAACAUACAGAAACCCCACUGAAGUGAAGAUGAGUCAGAUCGUGCUGCCCUGUCAUGCCAACCACUGUGGAGAGCUGAGUGUGGGUCAGCUGCUGAAGUGGAUGGACUCCACAGCCUGCUUGUCUGCUGAGAGACAUGCGGGUUGUUCCUGUAUCACUGCAUCUGUGGAUGACAUCCAUUUUGAACACACUAUAGGGGUGGGGAAGGUUGUCAAUAUCAUAGCAAAGGUCAACAGAGCCUUUACGUCCAGUAUGGAGGUGGGAAUAUUAGUGACUUGCGAGGACCUUUACACAGCCAGGCAGUGGAAGGUUUGCCACGCAUUCGCCACCUUUGUUGCAAGAAGAACUGAAGCUGGAAAGGUUCAGUUGAAACAGGUGAUUCCUCGCACACAAAUGGAGCAGAUGGAGUACAGCCUGGCAGCAGAGCGGAGGAGGAUGAGGCUCAUCCACGCUGAGAUCAUUACAGACCUGCUGAGCAGCAGCACAGCUCAGCUGGGAGAAUGCCAGGAGUUUGAGGACGCCGUGCCAGCUGAGCGGACACGAGUCGAGAGUGUCGAGCUGGUGCUGCCACCACAUGCCAACCACCAAGUCAGCACCUUUGGGGGCCAGAUCAUGGCCUGGAUGGAGAAUGUGGCAACAAUCGCAGCAAGUCGCUUGUGCAAUGCUCACCCAACCCUGAGGACCAUAGACAUGUUCCACUUUCGUGGCCCGUCUCACAUCGGUGAUCGACUGGUACUAAAAGCUAUAGUAAACAAUGCCUUCAAACACAGCAUGGAGGUGGGAGUAUGUGCUGAGGCCUACCAGGGUGGAGAACCUCUGCGUCACAUAAAUAGUGCUUUUAUGACCUUUGAGGUGCUGGACAGUGACAGGAAACCAACCACACUGCCGCGGAUAAGACCUGAGCCUGUGGAUGGAAAAAGACGGUACCAAGAAGCUGUUGCAAGAAAGAAGAUUAGGCUUGAUAGAAAAUACAUCAUCUCCUGUAAGCAGACUGAAGUGCCUCUGUCUGUGCCCUGGGAUCCAAGUAACCAGAUGUACCUGAGCUACAAUAAUGUGUCUGCACUGAAACUAAUGGAUACCAGGAACAACUGGGUUUUGACCUCUGAGAAAAACAAGGUCAGACUGUACACACUGGAGGAAAACCACAUGCUGUGUUUUAAGGUGGAGAUGCACGUCAGCGUACCAGCAGAGCAGACUUUUCUCCUGCUCUCAGAUCUGAGGAGGAGAAAGGAGUGGGAUCGGCAUUAUGAAGAGUGUGAGGUGAUCAACCAUGCUGAUGAAGAAGACACCCUGUAUCGCGUAGCCACACCAUCUGUCAGUAAAGGGGGUAAAGGCCAAGACUUUAUCUUGCUGGCAUCUAGGAGGAAACCAUGUGAUGUCAGGGACCCGUUUCUUAUUGCUCUGCGUUCUGUUACUUUGCCCACUCACCCCCCCACUGAGGACUACAAGAGGGGGGAAGUGCUCUGUGCUGGCUUCACAAUCUGGGAAGAGUCCAGUAAUGUCACCAAGAUCACUUACUACAACAAAGCCACACCAGGCGUCCUUCCCUACAUCUCCACAGACAUUGUCGGCCUCUCCUCCAGCUUCUACAGCGCCUUCUCCUCUUGCAGCAAAUUCCUGGAGAACAACAAGGACAGCGUUGUGGUCUCUCCAUCCUCUGCACUUUUGCAUGACAAUGCUGCUAAACUCUCCUUACACGAAGAGCAGAAGCAUCAGUAGGAGGGAUUAGUCUCAUCUGUAGAUGAGGAACCCAUGGUUGAUUGUAAGUGUGUGAGUGGAAUGUGUUUUUAUUCUUUUUAAAGUCUGUAAGCCUCAGUCAUUACUGUAGGACUUUUUUUUUUGAAAAUGAGAGACAUUUUCUAACUUGCUAUUUAGAAUACUCUGUAUAGGGUUUUUAAGAAGUUCUUCCUAUUUUUAGAAAGAUUAAUAGGUUUGAAGUCAGAGCGCACAAUGUUUUUCUUGAAUUUAAACCAUUUUGAAUGUUAAUAGAGCUGCCAUAUUGUUAAAACAUUCUUUAUACUAAUUUAUAAAUCAAUGAAUCAGUAUUAAAGACAGUCUAAACUUUGAUAAUAUUGUCUACCUCUUGAAUAAAGUUUUAUUUGAUAAAUUAUAAUUAACUUAGAUGUAUAUUUAGUGACUAAUGAUGUUGUAUUUUGAGAUAAGGAUUUAUAGCUUUAGAGGAAACCUUUGCACUGAUUUUAUUAAUGUUAACAUUUGUUAGUCAAAUGUUGUAAUGAUGAGACGUUUUUUUUUUGAUUGAACUGAAACAUUAAACACAGUAGACCAGU
Cheilinus undulatus (humphead wrasse) is the source of this 3519-nucleotide messenger RNA. It is a transcript of the gene acot11b, whose product is annotated as acyl-CoA thioesterase 11b. The coding region runs from base 1169 to 2950 and encodes 593 amino acids. Gene Ontology annotation, cellular component: extracellular exosome. Lineage: Eukaryota; Metazoa; Chordata; Actinopteri; Labriformes; Labridae. The record is from RefSeq and is a predicted model, not a curated record. The transcript has 16 exons. Gene Ontology annotation, molecular function: thiolester hydrolase activity; lipid binding.